Molecule: messenger RNA, 1323 nt
Organism: Cynocephalus volans (Philippine flying lemur)
Lineage: Eukaryota; Metazoa; Chordata; Mammalia; Dermoptera; Cynocephalidae
Gene: SPOCK1
Product: SPARC (osteonectin), cwcv and kazal like domains proteoglycan 1
Exons: 10
Coding region: 1-1323 (440 amino acids)
Biological process (GO): anatomical structure development
Molecular function (GO): calcium ion binding; extracellular matrix binding; protein binding
Source: RefSeq, a predicted model, not a curated record
AUGCCGGCGAUCGCGGUGCUCGCGGCGGCCGCCGCGGCGUGGUGCUUCCUCCAGGUCGAGAGCCGGCACCUGGACGCGCUCGCCGGAGGAGGCGCGGGCCCCAACAACGCGAAUUUCCUAGACAACGACCAGUGGCUGAGCACCGUCUCCCAGUACGACCGCGACAAGUACUGGAACCGCUUUCGAGACGAUGAUUAUUUCAGAAACUGGAAUCCCAACAAGCCCUUUGACCAAGCUCUGGACCCAUCUAAGGACCCCUGCCUGAAGGUGAAAUGCAGCCCUCACAAAGUGUGUGUGACCCAGGACUACCAGACGGCCCUGUGUGUCAGCCGUAAGCACUUGCUCCCCAGGCAGAAGAAAGGGAGUGUGGCCCACAAACACUGGGUUGGACCUUCGAAUCUGGUCAAGUGCAAGCCCUGUCCCAUGGCACAGUCAGCCAUGGUCUGCGGCUCCGAUGGCCACACCUAUACAUCCAAGUGCAAGUUGGAGUUCCAUGCUUGUUCUACAGGCAGAAGCCUCACCACCCUCUGUGAUGGUCCCUGUCCGUGUCUCCCGGAGCCUGAGCCACCAAAACACAAGGCAGAAAAGAAUGCCUGCACAGACAAGGAGUUGAGGAACCUUGCAUCGCGGCUGAAAGACUGGUUUGGAGCUCUUCAUGAGGAUGCAAAUAGAGUCAUCAAGCCCACCAGCUCUGACACAGCCCAAGGCAGGUUUGACACCAGCAUCCUGCCCAUCUGCAAGGACUCCCUGGGCUGGAUGUUCAACAAGUUGGACAUGAACUAUGACCUCCUGCUUGACCACUCAGAGAUCAAUGCCAUCUACCUGGAUAAGUACGAGCCCUGUAUCAAGCCUCUCUUCAACUCUUGUGACUCUUUCAAGGAUGGCAAGCUCUCUAACAAUGAGUGGUGCUACUGCUUCCAGAAGCCUGGAGGUCUCCCUUGCCAGAAUGAAAUGAACAGAAUUCAGAAGCUGAGCAAGGGGAAAAGCCUACUGGGGGCAUUCAUACCUCGGUGUAAUGAGGAGGGCUAUUACAAAGCCACACAGUGCCACGGCAGCACAGGGCAGUGCUGGUGUGUGGAUAAAUAUGGGAACGAGCUGGCUGGCUCCAGGAAACAGGGUGCUGUGAGCUGUGAAGAGGAGCAGGAAACCUCAGGGGACUUUGGCAGUGGUGGCUCUGUGGUCCUGCUGGAUGACCUCGAGGAUGAACGGGAGCUGGAACCAAAGGACAAAGAGUGGAAGUUGAGGGUGCACACCCGAGCUGUGACGGAGGAUGAUGAGGACGAGGACGACGACAAAGAGGACGAGGUCGGGUACAUAUGGUAG